This is a messenger RNA of Sycon ciliatum, 1871 nucleotides long. RefSeq lists its product as uncharacterized. The coding region runs from base 142 to 1512 and encodes 456 amino acids. NCBI's taxonomy places the organism in Eukaryota, Metazoa, Porifera, Calcarea, Leucosolenida, Sycettidae. The record is from RefSeq and is a predicted model, not a curated record. The transcript is spliced from 3 exons. Gene Ontology annotation, biological process: DNA replication. Gene Ontology annotation, molecular function: DNA-directed DNA polymerase activity; nucleotide binding; DNA binding.
GAUGUCUUUGAGCAUUUCCGCAAGACGGCAUACAAGACGUAUGGGUUGGAUCCAGCUCAUUACCUUACUCUCCCAGGAUAUGCAUGGGAUGCUCUACUACGGUUCACCCAGAUUGAACUGCAGCUGCUCACGGAUGUAGACAUGCAUCUGUUUGUCGAAGCCGGUCUACGUGGGGGCAUCUCAAUGGCGUCGCAGCGGUACGGCAAGGCCAACAACCCAACAAUGGGUCAGUACAAUCCUGCCGAGCCCACAUCAUACCUGCUAUACCUUGAUGCCAACAACCUGUAUGGCUGGGCUAUGUGCCAAAGUAUGCCGACAUCUGAGUUUGCCUGGUGUGACAAGAACCUGUCCGAGAUACUGGCACACCCUGUAGAUUCGAGCACUGGGUUCAUUGUGGAGUGUGAUCUUGAGGUACCCUCUUCGCUUCACCACUACUUCAAUGAUUAUCCACUCGCACCGGAAGUGAUGAGAACAUUCUCAGAUAAGCUAUCACCAUACCAACAAGCACUUGUGGAGGAGCUCAAAGUGUCAGCCGUAGAUGGAGUCAAGUUGACACCCAGUCUCCUACCCAAGUCCAAGUAUGUGUUACACUACCGUACACUGCAGCUGUAUUCGCGUCUGGGCAUGGUGGUGACCGCUGUUCACAAGGUGUUGGGAUUUCAGCAGAGUGCCUGGAUGGCUCCCUACAUCAAUCUGAACACUGCACUUCGCACGAGGGCUACAACCGACUUUGAGAAGAGCUUUUACAAGCUGAUGAACAACUCAGUCUUUGGCAAGACGAUGGAGAACGUUCGUAAUCGAACACGCAUCGAUCUCUUGCGAGAAGAAAGUGAGGAGCAGGUACUGAGGGCAGUGAGCAAGCCUACAUAUGUGCGGCAUGACAUUUUCCCGAACGGGCUUGUCGGAAUAGAAAAGCAGUACACUGAGAUCAAGCUCAACAAGCCGGUCUAUGUGGGUAUGUCGAUACUAGACCUGUCAAAGGUACACAUGUACUCCUUCUACUACGAUGUGCUGAAGGAGCAGUAUGGUAGCAGAAUCCGGCUGUUGUACACCGACACCGACUCUGUUAUUGUGCACAUCACCACCGGUGAUGUUUAUGCAGAGAUGGAUCUGUCUCUGUAUGACACCAGCAACUUUCCCACUGACCAUCCUCAGUACACUUCUGCCAAUAAGAAAGUGGUUGGCAAAUUCAAAGAUGAGCUUGGUGGGAAAUCCAUGGUGGAGUUUGUAGGUCUAAGAUCGAAGAUGUACUCCUACAUCGGACUGGAAUCGGCCAAACGGGCCAAGGGUGUGCGAAAGGCAGUCCUGGCAAAUACCAUCACCCACAAGGACUAUGUAGAUGCACUGCUCAGUCAUCGUGUGUCUUCCAGGCCUAUGACGGGUCUCCGAUCACAUUGCCACACAGUGUAUGAGGAGGUAACCACCAAGGUGGCAUUGUCUCCAUUCGACUGCAAGCGGUACAUACUGGAUGAUGGCAUGGCCACACUUGCAUAUGGUCACAAGGACAUUUAAUGGACAGGACCCCACAUUGAACAUGUUUCAUCAUUUUCAUACAAAAACUCCCCGCCGUUCUUCUGUCAUUAAUUCCUCCUAUCUUGGCAUGUCGGGCCGGCUCCAACAAUAUACAUUUUUUGUUAAAUAUUUCAGGCUUGUGCCUCAAUCAUAUUGCAGGAUAUAGUGCAUCGUGCGGUAUAAUAAUCUUCAUUGUAUCAUCAAAUAUUACCCUACACACUUUGGGUUGCAGUGUGUGCACAGCAUAGUCCAUAUAUCAUCAAAUUGAUCAAGUUCAGUAUCUGCGGGCAUAUAUUUCCCCAGCUUGAGAAAAUGCUUAUAUACUUGCGUAAAUUUAUGCUCACAAUGAUUACAUUAAA